AUGAAUGUUCCUGUGAAGAAAAUUUACGGACUUUUGGGACCAUCAGGAUGUGGUAAAACUUCAUUGCUUCGCUGUGUGGUCGGCAUUCGGGCGCCAUCAGGUGGCCGAAUCUCCGUUUUUGGUCACACACCUGGAACGCCUCAAAGUGGAAUUCCCGGACCAGGACUAGGUUAUACGCCUCAGGAAGUGGCCCUCUUUCUCGACUUUACCAUUUUUGAAACUUUCCUCUACUUUGGCAAGCUCUACCACAUUGAGCCAAAACGAGUAGAAGAGCGAACUGAACAAUUGGUUUCGUUGCUCAAUCUUCCAGACAAGAACAGCUACAUCAAAAAUUUGAGCGGUGGUCAAAAGAGGCGUGUUUCACUGGCUGUCGCUCUUAUUCACUCGCCUCCAUUGCUCAUUCUUGAUGAGCCUACCGUCGGCGUGGAUCCAAUUCUUCGGCAAAGCAUUUGGGAGUACCUGCAAAUGCUCACCUCCAAACUGGAUUUGACCAUCAUUAUCACAACGCAGUACAUUGAAGAGGCGCGAUCCGCUGAUCUGGUCUCUUUUAUGCGCGAGGGAAAGCUGCUCAUGGAACGGAAUCCAAAUGAGCUCUUGCAAUCAAUGGCAUUGCCCACAUUGGAGGCCGUUUUUCUCAGUCUUUGUCAAAUGGACAGUAUCCAGUCGUCAGCAAGAGACAAUGGAACCAUUUCAAGCAUCGUCGUUGAAUCGAAAGCCGAAGUGCCCAUGCUAAAACCUUCCUCUAAGCUGGUCAACUUCAGUCCGCCUCGAUUCGCCUUUCUUGGUCGUAUUAGCGCACUCAACUGGAAAAACAUCACCGGCAUUCGGCGAAACCUGUCGAUGCUCAUCAUUCAGUUCCUCAUGCCCAGCUUCCAGUGUCUACUGAACUUCACCUGUUUGGGUCCGGACCCGUACGACAUACCGAUAGCAGUGGUCAAUCACGAUCAACCGGCCGUCCUCUCGGAGAUGUUCCUCCGAGGCCUGUCCAACUCAACCACACUGCAGAUGACUCGGUACGAUGGGGUUGAUGCGGCCGUAGAGCAGGUUCGCCUAGGUUUGGCCUGGGCGGCUGUCACCUUCUCCUCAAACUACACUCGACUGAUGCAGGCGGCAGUCUCCGGUGAUCUGUCGAGUGGGGGCACUACCUCAUCCUCAAUUCCAACCAUUGGCCUGCACUUAGACACAACCAACUACGGUUAUGGAGGAUACGGCAAAGGAGGUUAUGGCGGCGGAAAAAUUAUCAAGGAGGUGAUUAUUAAGAAGGGAGGUCACUAUGGAGGCCACGGAGGAGGAUAUGGUGGUGGUUACGGAUACGGAAAGUAA
Messenger RNA from Rhagoletis zephyria (snowberry fruit fly), 1323 nucleotides. The record is from RefSeq and is a predicted model, not a curated record. Lineage: Eukaryota; Metazoa; Arthropoda; Insecta; Diptera; Tephritidae.